GUCCUCGUGGUGCUGUGGUCAGUGGUCAGGUCACGCCGAGUGUGCGGCAGAUUGCGCCUGUGUUUGAGCUGGCCUGGGUCACCUGUGGCCACCUGGCGGACUGGCGGCGCCUCCCUGGCCUCACCUGAGGGCGUGCAGGUAAUGGUGGGCGGGGAACAAGUCAAUGUCGGGAGGCGAGUGACUGAGGUGGUGGUCACCGUCACUCUUGUUGUGGUUUGUUUGUUUGUUUGUUUGUUGAUUUCUUUUAUUCCCAAGGCGUGGCGGCGCCGCCUGGCUGUCUGCUGGUGCUGCCUGCCUGGUGAAGUGUUGCCUGGGGAAUAAUAGGCAGACAUCUUGUGCACUGCUGCGCUGGGUUAGGUUAGGCUGUGUGGCACUACAGUCGAUGUGGGGUCCCCGGCUGGCUGGGCCGCGUCCGGCAGGUCUAGAGAGAGAGAGAGAGAGAGAGAGAGAGAGAGAGAGAGAGAGAGAGAGAGAGAGAGAGAGACUAUGUACAUUUAGCUAUGAAAUAGUGAUCAUAUGCAGUGGCGGCUCGUGACUGUUACUGAUGGGGGGGCUGUCUCACAUUCAGACAAAUAAAAUCUUAAAUGCUUUUAUUGUUAUUGUUUAAUAUACCAUUGAUUGAUAGAUUAUAAAGAUAGAUAGAUAAUUAUUUAAUCCUCUAGGUCUUAUCCUAACAGUAAAUGCUUGACUUCCUUAGUGCUGGCUUAGGCUUUUUGAAAAGGAAGUCCAUUCUCCUGUUCCUGUUUUGUGCAAACAGAUCAAUAACUUUUUCAUUUAAACCUGGCAUAUUAUUCAUAGAAAUCUUCUCUAUUGAAAUCAUGGCAAGUGCAAGUUCUUUUAAUGCAGAAACUGUCUUUGCUUCUUGUGCCAUUUUGCAAAAUACUGCUAGGCCUACCUGGGAAAAGAAAAAAAUACUAUUUUAUACGAUGUUUCUGUGAUUUCACACCAUCUAUGAUAAUCAAGAUUGAGCACAAGCCAUCACUGAUCAAUAAUAUUUUAAAAUCAUCCCUGACAAAUUGAAAAACACGAUCGAAAAUAAGACCGACGCAAGAACACUCACCUAGCCACAACAACGGCCGAGACAAGACUGCACUGGACGCAGUCCACACUCGCCCGGGAAGCCUCCCCACAUUUCUCCCCCGCUUUCGUAUCAUUAAAUAGUAAAUAAUUUCCGUACUUCCUCAUUGUUUUGCAGUAUUUUUUUUUCAUAUAAACAUGAGAAUUGGUGUUUUCAAGUGAAUGAUAGUCAAACAUAAAAUAAAUUAACAUUAUUUUCGUGAAUCCUAGAAAUCCACUGGGGGGGCUGCAGUCUCGCAGUCCCUAUUGACGAGCCGCCACUGAUCAUAUGUCUUGUCAGAAGAGAGAGAGAGAGAGAGAGAGAGAGAGAGAGAGAGAGAGAGAGAGAGAGAGAGAGAGAGAGAGAGAGAGAGAGAGAGAGAGAGAGAGAGAGAGAGAGGGGUAUCCUCGCCUGACCUGGUAACAGUGCAAGGAAAAUACACAACUGGCAACUCAGACCUGCCGGACAAGGCCUAGGCCUUGUCCUGCCGGACAAGGCCUGGAGCCCCACGUGCACACUAGUGCCGGUUGUUUGAUGUUAGUUGUGUUAAGGUAGGUGUGGUUAUUUUGUGUGUUAUAUUUGUUAUAUUAUGUUAUGAUAAGUCAGGUUAACUUUAGGUUAGUUUAGGUUUUUUUGACAAAGUUUUGCCGUCACAACAGUGGCAGCAACGCAGGACGUCAGCUAAUCUUCUUUGUCUUUUUGUUUUAUUUUUGUUAUUUGUUUGUUUGUUUAUCAUUGUUUUAUUUGUUUGUUUGUUUUCCAGCAGGACAGCAGUGGCGAGAGAGCAAGACCCCACCAGCAAUUCCAUUCUGCCCCAGACCCCUCGGGUCAGUGGCCGGCAAGUCCUCCCGUCCUUUCUGCCCCAGAGCCCCUCAGGUGCCAGGUCGGCGUCCAGCGACGGGACUCCCUCCGUGCAUCCUCGGCUCAGGCCCAGGGUUCCUGCAGGACCGGCCGCAACCAGGAGCAGUGUUGCAAUGGAGGAUGUGACGUCAUGCAGCAGCAGCAGGAACAGCUGGGAGCAGCAGGCGACCCCAGGCGUGAGGACCUACACUUGUGACCACUGCGGCAAAGUGUGCUCCACCAAGGCUGCCAUUGCCAGACACGUCCUCUCCCAUGCCGGCAAGACAAGGCUGAGAGGCAGGAGUGGCCCCACUGAACACACUGCCACCCACACUGGCGGCAGGAACCACAAGUGUGACCACUGCGGGAAGACAUUUGCCCGGAAGAGUCAUCUCUCCUCACACAUCCUCACCCACACUGGGGAGAGAAAGUUCCAGUGCCUGGAGUGUGGGAAAAGAUUUACCAGGAAGGAUUCCCUUGACACACACAUCCUCACCCACACUGGGGAGAGAAAGUUCCAGUGCCUGGAGUGUGGGAAAAGAUUUCCCAGGAAGGAUUCCCUUGACACACACAUCCUCACCCACACUGGGGAGAGAAAGUUCCAGUGCCUGGAGUGUGGGAAAAGAUUUACCCAGAAAGAUGGUCUUCACAGACACAUCCUCACCCACACUGGGGAGAGAAAGUUCCAGUGCCUGGAGUGUGGGAAAAGAUUUAUCAAGAAAGGUAAUCUUGACAGACACAUCCUCACCCACACUGGGGAGAGAAAGUUCCAGUGCCUGGAGUGUGGGAAAAGAUUUACCCUGAAAGGUGAUCUUGACAGACACAUCCUCACCCACACUGGGGAGAGAAAGUUCCAGUGCCUGGAGUGUGGGAAAAGAUUUAUCAGGAAGGAUUCCCUUGACACACACAUCCUCACCCACACUGGGGAGAGAAAGUUCCAGUGCCUGGAGUGUGGGAAAAGAUUUAUCCUGAAAGGUGAUCUUAACAAACACAUCCUCACCCACACUGGGGAGAGAAAGUUCCAGUGCCUGGAGUGUGGGAAAAGAUUUACCCGGAAAGGCCAUCUUGACAGACACAUCCUCACCCACACUGGGGAGAGAAAGUUCCAGUGCCUAGAGUGUGGGAAAAGAUUUACCAGGAAGGGUUCCCUUGACAAACACAUCCUCACCAACACUGGGGAGAGAAAGUUCUAGUGUCUGGAGUGUGGGAAAAGAUUUACCCUGAAAUGUAAUCUUGACACUGUCACACACGUGACUACUCUACCACGGAACCAGGUGCCUGCCUCUCAACUCGUGGCGCUGCCACGUGUAUAGCUUGAGGCAUACUGGAUACGUGACCUCUAGCAGGCUACCAAGCCGAUAACGAGGGGUGGAGUUCCAUCGAGCUUCAGUCUCCUCCAAGGGUCGCUACAGCUCUGAGGUCGCCUUGGCAUACGCUGGGAGCCUCAUAUACACUCGAGUUACACCAGUGUUACACACCCACACACACAAACACAUAAACACACACACACACACACACAAACACAUUUAUAUUUAUUUUCUAUUAUGUAUAUGUAAAGGUGUUUAUUUUUGUAAUUUGUAUCUAUAUGCAUUCACUAACUUGGCUUAAGUUAUUAACUGAACCAGUCUUUUAAGUUAUUCAGUCCAGUUCAGAUUGCCACUCCUUGUUACUUACUUUUACUUACUUAAAUAAUCUUCAAUUUUGUAUUGUUACUUAAUUUAAGGGUUAACUUUAAGAUAUUAAAUAGCAGUUAAAAUGUCUCC
Messenger RNA from Scylla paramamosain (green mud crab), 3660 nucleotides. Its product is annotated as gastrula zinc finger protein XlCGF57.1-like. The record is from RefSeq and is a predicted model, not a curated record. Lineage: Eukaryota; Metazoa; Arthropoda; Malacostraca; Decapoda; Portunidae. Bases 2032 to 3090 code for a protein of 352 amino acids. The transcript is spliced from 2 exons.